CUUUAUCCUGCAGUAGUGAUGAUGCUGAGUAUGGAAUUAAACAUCGGUGUGUGCUGUUAUAGGAAACUAAAUGACUGAGUGGUGUCAUGCCAAACAUGAAGUGAAUUUACUGUUAGUACUCUAGAUUUGAUUAUUUUCCUGUAAAAGCAUGUCCUGAAGUGUUUUACUCACAGCAAUGUGCAAACAAUUAUGAGUUUUAAUCUAUUAAUGAACAAUGCUGCAUGCUUUUUGUCCAUUUAUAACUUGUCACUUACAUUAUAGCAGCUAAAAGUUGUUCACUCCCCUGUCUCGUUUUUUCAUGACAAAAAGACACCAGUUGUCAUUUUACUGAGAUUGCAGUCAUAUAUCCGAUCAGAGCUGCUGUUAUAGAAUAUCGAUGAAGACCUUCUGACCAAUCAGAAUCAAGAAUUCAACAGCGCUGUGGUAUAAUGUGUCUAAAGUUUGCUUAUUCAGUUUUGCACCUGAAUUACACAGCUUGUGAAGCUAAGUGAUAAGGCUAGCUUAUUGUUUAUUAGCACUUCAUGAGUUUGCAAGUCUAAAUUAUCACAACACACUAUAUUGGACUCAGUCACACCACUUGUGCAUAAACUGUUUCGUAAAAAGUAGAUAUAAUAAUGAAAUAAAAUGGAAGUGUUUUAUUGUAGAAAUGGUGUUACUGAGCCAGACAGACAGUUGUGAUGAUGGUGUAGGAUGAUUUGCAAAAUGAUGAACUGGUAAAAAAAAAAAAAAAAGAAAGAAAAGAAAAAAGGGGGUAGUUAGCUUCAUAGGCCAUGUAAUUAGGGUGUUAAACUUAAGAAGCAAACUUUAGUCAUGAAGCACAUCUUCUGAUUGACUUCUUUUGUAUUAAAUUCUAAGUCAUUUCUUGCUAAACUACUUCUUUAGAUAUAUAAGAAUCCUUAUGUUCUGGAAAAGUUUGAAAACUAUAGUUUAAAGAUACUAGGUUGUUUAUUAGGCAUGAAAGAAAGAAAAAAACUGAAUAUCCAGGUCCAUUUGUCUUUUUGGAAAAAGUAUGGAUGAUAUAAAUUUUGAUUUUUUGAUGAAAUGGUGAUUUCAACACCAUGGUUGUAAAUCUGCUGUCGUAUAAUUAUGUUCUCUAUUUUCUAUAAUACAAUUAAUGACCUUUAAAAAUAAGCUUGACAACUCAACAUGGACACUUUCAGUAAGUAAUCUGGGAGAAAAGUUUUUAAAAUGAUGUUAUACAAGAUAAAGGCACGAAUCUUGAUGCAGUUCUCCCUUUAAAGUUUGGGCUUUACCCGAGCCAGAAGCUGGCGUGGAGAGACACCAAGCUGGCACACACAUCCUGAGGAGGAAAGUGAUUUGAAUUUAAGAUGUAGAUACAUCUCUUUAACUCUGAUGGGCUUUCUUUUGUUCAUUUCUAUGCAUAACCAUGUGCGUGUGUGUGUCAGAAAUGACAUCAAGACUGAGACGAUGAACAACUCGAGGUCCGGUGUAUGACUAAAAUUAAGAUCAGAUUUGCAGCAGCGUUUGACAUAAUGCCAUAAAAGUGUGCGUCAUUCAGGCACAAAGGACCAAUUUAUCCCCUUUGCACUUGCACCCAUUUGUGACAACUUUCUCUGAGCUUCUACAUGAAUAGACCUGUUAUUUUACAGAAGAAUGUUGAAUUGUAAUAUUCAGUACAGUGGCUGUGACGUACACAACUAUUUGCUGUGUGUGUGAGCAAGUGAGUCCAGUAUUUGGGUGUUAAAAUGUGCUGAGUGAGAGUGUGCUGUGUAGACAGCUCACAUUCACUGGCACUAUCUGCAUUUAAAAAAGAUUGAAUGCACCAGCUGAUCAGAUUAAUUGCUGACUGAACAGCUCGGGUUUGCCUUGGGUUGAGCUCUGGCACAUCUGAGUUACAGUACUUUAUACCACAGGACUGUUGAAAUCUCAGUCUGACUGGUCAGAAAUAUAUUGAUUCAUUUUCUAUAACAGCAGCUCUGACAAUAGUGCAAAUCGUAGGUUUGUGCAAUUGCUCUAAUGCGUUAUUGUUUCUAUAGUAAUAGUUCAUUUUCAGGGACUUGUAUACUGGACGAUCCACAUAAACCAAUUUUUAAAAAAAUCAUUGAUGUGAUGAAGUUGUCUGUGAGCAGACGUUUUUAUCUAACAUUUAUGGAAGGAGUCUCCAGUGUCAGAGGUGCAGCUAUAACUUUAAGUUUUCUGACAUGUGAAAAUCGGCAGGACAGCGGAGUUUGCGGAGUUUUUGUUUCAUUAACUUUAAUUAACUAAAAGAAAGGCUGGUAAGGGAACGAACGUUUAUAGCUGCUAUAAGAUAAGUGAUAACUAACCUGUUUUGUGGACGUUUCAACAAUGCAGGAUGUACAGUUAUAGGAAAAGAAUCAACAUCGGGAUGUAAGGAGGAACUCCGCUUCACAUCACUUCACUGCGAUGUUGAUUAUUUUCCUAUAACAGAACCACUCCAGGUGUUUUAUUCCCUCUGUGUAAUUCAGUGCAUAGCCCAUCUGUUGUUAUGGACAAUGUGUUGUCACCCCUUUCUGCCCCCUUUCUGUCCGGACACUGAUGAAAGCACAACUGAUGAUGGAUUAUCACACAGUGUGUAUGUUUAGCCUCUAACACGUCAACUACAAGGAGGAUUGUGUGUGUGUUUUCUCAGAGUUUGUUAGGACUCUGUCCUGGGCCCAUCCUCCAUGCUUUACACGCUGGCAGGAGGAGGCACGCUGAGUGGCACCGCCGCCCUCGUGCUCCUUAUCGUUUCCACAGCCACUGACUUCUGGAUGCAGUAUCGCUACUCGGGAAACUUUGCCAAUCAGGGCCUCUGGAGGUUCUGCAUCAACAAGAAGUGCCAUGCUCACACACUCACUGUGGCCUUCUGGGAUGCCACGCGAGCCUUCAUGCUGCUGUCUGUGCUGAGCUGCUUCGCUGGUGUGGUGCUGGGCCUCAGUGCCUUCUCCAACAGAACCAAAAACACGAGGGUGAGAACUGCAGGAAUCACUCUACUGCUGUCUGGUUUCUUUGCUCUGUUAGCUUUGGCAAUCUACACUGGUGUGACUGUGAACUUCUUUGGCAAGCGUUACAUUGAGUGGAGGUUCUCAUGGUCCUACAUCCUUGGCUGGGUCGGCAUCAUUCUGACUAUAACAGCUGGCAUCCUCCAAAUUUGUGGCUACAAGAGGAGCACUGCUGAACCAGCGCCUCAAAAUCCUACAGACAGCUGGAUUUCUCCUGACCAGUAACCUUUAGGCUGAGUUUCAACUAUUACAAGAUGACUCUUUAAAACAUUCACAUUCUUGCAAUAGCAACAUAUGGUUGAAAUAAAAAAAUUUUUUUUUUGCACUA
This is a messenger RNA of Ictalurus punctatus (channel catfish), 3291 nucleotides long. RefSeq names its product lens intrinsic membrane protein 2.2 (gene lim2.2). Bases 2646 to 3188 code for a protein of 180 amino acids. Lineage: Eukaryota; Metazoa; Chordata; Actinopteri; Siluriformes; Ictaluridae. The transcript is spliced from 5 exons. Gene Ontology annotation, cellular component: plasma membrane. Gene Ontology annotation, molecular function: structural constituent of eye lens. The record is from RefSeq and is a predicted model, not a curated record.